AACGGGAAAGACAUGGGACCACACGGCUGUCAGCUGAUCUUGAGUGUGAUUUAAGGCUCUCGGAAGACAGCGAGGAUGAAGGCCUCAAGACGUCAGUUUCAAGAGCAUCAAGAGCUACUGCAAGUCCAACUAUAAGCCUUGAACACUCAGCACCGCUGAUACCAACAAUGACACCGCUUCCAGCACCUUUGGCGCCGAUGUCGCCUAUGGCGUUAUCGCCCCUGGCAACUUUGUCACCUCCGAGACCAAUGAGUCCACUGAGAACGCCGCCUAAGCUAACGUCAUCCGAGCGAUUAUUAUCGCCGCCAUCUGGCUCCUCGAGAAAAGGUUCCCCGUUGCUGCCGUUGAGGCCUCCUAGUCCUCCUGGUCAGGCUCCGCUCAGCUCUGGAAGCGCAAGCUCCAGCUCGGACUCCGGGUCUGACACUGGUACUGAUGACAGCAGUGAUUCUGAGGACGAAAAUGCUCCUCCGCCAUCAAAAGGCCCUUCUACGCCGCCUUCAAUGUCUCCAAAAGCCCCGGUAGAAGAGCCGCCGCCUGCUGAAGAGUCCAAACCUCGGUGGAAUCUCAGCAGUUUCUUUACCAAGUCUGCUGUGCAGACUGGUGAUAAUAAUUCUGAAAAUAAAACUGCUCAGAAUGACGCAGCUCGUCGGGAUAGUUCACCUGAGGAAGCAUCUCUGGAUAUGCGAAUAAGACGCUCGGAUGGAAGUCACCAUAAUAGCGACUGGCAGCUUGACGAGGCAUCAAAAAGAACCAAAAACUCGACAAUGCUGACAGUUCUGAGUGACGGUGAUCAAAAUUCUGAGCCUGAGAAGAAGAAAAAAGAAGAAUUGAGAUCUCAAGUUCAAGAUAAUAAACCAAAAGCUCCAGACGUGAGAAAACCUCGCGGACGACCUCGUAAAACGGCUAAAGAAACGGUUAAAAGCCCGAGAAGCCACAGAAUGUCGUCCGAGGAAUCAAAACCCAGUUCUAAGCGCAGUAAACCUCGCAGUGCAGGCAGUCCCAAGAAGAAAACUCCCGCGUUACCGAUACCGAUCCCUCGGCUUCCGAUGGACAACAGCGACGAGUUGAGCGACUCGAGAUCACGGGACAGGUCCAGUGACUCGGAGUGCGAGCAGCGAAUCCCCCCGGCCGCUUCUUCGACAAUCCCAGUGGACAAACGAAGACCGCGGCUGAGCAUCUCUUCAAGUGAAGAUGAGAAAACUACGAGUAAGCUCAGUGCUUCGGAAGAUGAUGCGAGAUGGAGAAGACUUUCGUCUAAACGCAACAAGCUUUCCGAUGAUUCUUCAUCUAAGAAGCAAGACAAGAAGAAGAGUCCCAGCAAAGUAAAACCCCAACGGCCUAGGUCGAGGAUAACAAACAGCAACUCGGGUUGUGCUUCUGACUCCGACAGUGAGUUAGAGACAACACUGAGAAAUAAUCGGGUCCAGCCGGUCGCGAGAGUACCCCCGAGACCCAGAGCGCCGCUUACAAGAGUCACCUCGCCUGAUAAUUCCGACAGUGACAACAGUCCAACGCCGAAAUUGCAAGAGGAGGACGCUGGUAAUGUCCAGGAUAAGAAAAAGAGUGAUACACUUAGAAAAUUGUUUUCAAGUGCCAAGGGCGGUGCAAAGGGUGGCGGCAAAGGUGGCAAGGGUGGAAAGGGUGGUGGUAAAUGUGGAAUUUACGUGGAAGAGUACACUGCGAGUACGCCGACCGGUGGCGAAAGCCCGUACAAAAGACCGUCGUCGCAAUCCUCCACCUUGCCAAGCUUCCCACCUUUGAGUUACGGAGUCAACGGGGUCCCUUCGCUUUUUUGUAAGGUCGAUCUCAGUCGGCUUUCUCACGUUCCAAGGCCAUCGCGAGGCCAGGAGUUGAGACAGAGGACUGAAUUAUCAGACACUAGGCCGGCUUCAAGACAAUCCGUUAAAUCCGAGCGACCUCCUACACCAGAAGAGGGUGAAAUCAUUGAUACCCCCACUCCACCUCCUUCCAUUGAUUUUAGGACACACGAUAAUCACCAUCACGUAACGACUGAUCAACCGCCUCCUGGCUUAUCCAAAAGUAAACGUACUGAGAGUAAGAGUGAUUUAGUUAGUUUAACUGGGGCGGACUCUAAAAGUAAUCGUGCGAUACCUAGUGGCAGUGGAGUUAACAGUGGUCCUACGAACUCUGGUACCGGUGCUAGUGCUAAUGUUAUUGAUAAUAAUACUGGGAAUCGAGUGCCCAAACGUAAACGUAAUGCUAGUUGCAGUUCUGUAUCUAGUUUAAAUAUGUGUUCAAUGGAUAGUAAUAGUAAGGUCAAAUCAUCUACCAGUGAACACAAAGAAAAGAAAAAGAGAAAACGACAUCACGCUGACAAAGAAUCCAAUUCUUCGAGAUCAUCUUCCCGACAACAAAAUGAUAUUCAACCUACAAAUCACGAACGGGAAGAAAAACCAGACAUUAAUCUGUUGCCCCCACCGGCAGCAGUUCCACCUCAACGUGUCUACUAUUCUUACUUCAAUCCUCAAAAUGACGUUUUAGAGGACCAGGAUAGGGACCAGAAUCAGUACCUGACAGAAGCUAAAAGAUUAAAACACAGCGCAGAUGAGGAAUGUGAGUUGACGGCGCAAUGCAUGCUGUACUUGGAGGCAGUAUUGUAUUUCCUUCUCACAGGGCAGGCCAUGGAGUCCGAUCCACUCACCGAAAGAUCCGCUUUUACUAUGUACAGAGAUACUCUUAGUCUUAUAAAGUAUAUCUCAUCUAAGUUCAAGAGCCAACAGAACAAUUCACCUGAGAGUAGUAUCCGUAACAAGUUGGCUAUCUUGAGUUUAUGGUGCCAGUCUCUUAUUUUUUUAAAACUCUACAAAAUGAGGCAACACGAAGUUAAAGAAAAUGCUAAAAUUCUCGCUGAAUAUACUCAAAAACCUACGCAGCCGACGUUGGUGCACGCUGAGGGUCAAGGAACUCCUUCGCUGUCUCCAACACCAUCCCCGGCAGGCUCCGUUGGAUCUGUAGGUAGCCAAAGUUCUGGAUAUAAUAGCGGAGAACUUAACAGAAAUAUUGUCUCGCAGCAACAACCAUCAUUUGUCAGCAUUCCUCUUCCAAUUCACUCCAUUUUGAUAAAACAGAAUUCACAUUUCAUGUUGUUAACGAGUUGUCACGAUUUAUGGGAUCAAGCAGCCCAGUUAGUUUCGGACAUGCAUCGAGAUUUCUUUAUCGAGCUGGACGAAAAACUUGGUCCGCUGACAUUAAGAAGUUCAUUGCGGGACUUGGUGCGUUAUGUACAAGCUGGAAUUAAGAAGUUGCGAGCUCUCUGACCCCAGUGGCAAAGUCCCAGGCCGCCCACUCCCAAUUACAUAACGGCACUUCCUCACAAUAUGGCAACAUAUCCAACAAUGUUUACGUAGCUAUCACGAGGAAUAAUUCGCUGUAAUGGCAAUAAUUGAUAAAUUUUAUUACAAUUUUUUUUUUUUUUCGUAAAGACUUCUUGGGUGGCGGCAGCGGGGACGGUUUGAUAGUUUGUUAUUUAAAGAAAAUGUAUGUAUGGAUGUGGAGGAUUAUCAACCCGAGUUAUCACAUGAGAUUACACUAAUCAGCAAGUCAAUAAGAUUUGCACUAAUACGGGAUUUAUAUUUAUGAAUUAAAGUCCCAAUUACAAUAGACUGCGAUUAGGUGUGAGUUGUAAAAAAAAGAAGGAAAAUAAUGAUAUUAACUCUCUCAUUAAUAUUCUUCCUUUUUUCUGCUUUUGUAUAAAUUCGCGUAGAUACAAUUGUACUUGAUGUGAGACUAGUGGUGCUGCGAAGAGGCCAGUAUCCUUGUAUAUUGCGUCAGGAGCUUCCUCUUCAGCGAUUAAGUACGCGUUCAUGCGUACACUUAUAGAGACAAUUAAUACGAUGACGUACAUAGGCGAAUCCAAUGCGCGCAGGUUUAUUAUCUGUACUGAAACAAAACUAAAACAAUGAUCAUAAUAAUAAUAAUGAUAACGCCACCGGAGAUUUAUCGUUGUAUACCGCUAUAUAAAUAUAUAUAUAUAUAUAUAUAAAAUAAAAUUUUGUAGAUAAGCAGCAAUUAUACUGUUAGAUUAGUUUAUUAGUAUGCAAUGAAAAAAAAAAAAAGGAAAAAUAAAAAAAAUCAAUACAUAUUCUUUACAUAAAUAAUAAUGUAGUUAGUACUAUAUGGGAAUAAAAUUAGUGGUACAUAAUAGUUGUCUUAAUAGGAUGAGAAAAAGUCGAUCGAUGGUAUGAUAUGAAUGAAUAAUAAUAAUAAUAAUAAUAAUAAUAAUAAUAAUAAUAAUAAUAAUAAUCAUUAAAUGGAUACCAAGUUUGUAGAUUUAAAUGUGACUGAGAGAAUCGAGACAGAAAGAAUAAAUAAAAUAAUAAUAUACGUGAAAACAAUUUAAUAAAUAAUAAUAAUAAUAAUAAUAAUAAUAAUAAUAAUAAUAACAAGGAGUGAGUUGCUCAUGUAUAUAUUUUUGUAAAUAAGUAUUGUGAGUGCCGCUGCCUUGAGGAGAGGACUUUGAUAUCCUUGACGUUUUGAUACGACCAGGAAUAGUUCUCAUCCUACCCAAUUUUUGCUACCAUGUCUAUCGAUGAUAAUAUAUAAUAAUAUUGAAUAAAAAAAAAUAUAUAUAUAUAUAUAUAUAAAUAUAUAAAUAAAUAUAAAUAUAAAUAUUAUUGCUAGUGAUCAUAUUUCACUCUACGUUUUUAUUUGUCUUACAUAUAUUAUAAAUUCACGUUCUCUCAGUCACGCGCCUCAAAUUUAUUUCAAACUCUUUUCGUUGCUUUUUAGUCACUUUUUCAACUUCAAAUUAAUAUUAUACACUAAAUAUAGUAACUAAAUAUAAUAAAUAAAAAUUAUAAAGUGAGCAAAAAAAAAGUUAAGAUUUAACAGAAAAAAAAAAUAAAUUUUGUGAUACAAAUGAAUUUCGGAUAAUACGGAAUUGGCAGGUUACAUGCAAGGCCUUGAGACAUCUAAUUACGUCGCGAAUGCGUACUUAUGCUUUUAAAUGGAUAAAUAAUGGAUAUAUGUCUAUUUUUUCUCUUAAGCGCUCUUCAAUAGGGUCAUGAAUGUAAAAUAUCCGAGUGAAUUAUAUCACCAGCAGCGCUACCGGGUCCAUGGCUUAAAAGAGCGAUUCAGGAGCCUGAUUUUCUUCGGAAGACAUGGCUAGCAAUCGACUCGGCCUGGUAAACCGGUAGGCUAUCAAGUUGGGAGUACCUGCGUUUAUUAUACUCUUCGGGAGAUGAUCAGGUACUAUCAAAUAUAGUUUUUUACGCGUAUCCGAAACAAAAAGUAAUAAAUAUAUUUGGAAAUAUCCCAGCAGCUUUUUGAUAGAAUAUUUGAUUAAAAAAAAAAAAAAAAAACAAAUAAAUAAACAAACAAACAAACUAUGAAAAUUAAAGCAUAGAAAAUGAUAAUAGAUAUAUAUAAAUAUAUAUAAUAAUAAUAAUAUUUUUAUUUAGUGUUAUAUUUUUUAUUUAAAUAAUUAAAAGUCGACUAAUAGCCGAGACCCGAUACGAUAAAUUUCAUUGGCAAUUGUUAAUAAAUUGACAAGAAAGUAUAAGUUUUAAUAAAAAAAUAUAAAACCAACAAUACUACGAGGGCGUGGCUGAGAUAAAGAGAGUUAUAUUUAAAAUUAAAAACGUAAUGAGUAUAAAUUGAACAAUUUGUAAAUGAUAUUUAAUCAAGAGUAGCAGUUUUAUUUUUAUUUAUGAGAACACGGAGUGGAGUAAUCCCCGGUAACAACUAUUCAUUUUCUUUUAUUACUGCUUUUUGUUUUAACAAGCUUUUUACCCAAUAUUAUUAUUAUUAUUAUUAUUAUUAUUAUUAUUAUUAUUUCUAUUAAUAUUAUUAUUGCUAUGAAUAUAAUUAUUACAGUUUAUUUUAUUAUAUACGAUAUAAAUAUAUAUAUUCUUUAAAGAAAAAGUUAUUUUUGAUCAAAGUAUCAUUGGAGCUAGAACAAUUAAUUAUUUUUUACAUUUGCUCCAAAAAUCCUUGUAAAAUUAUAAAAAAAAAAGUGAGAAAUGAUGGUGUCUGGCUAAUUUAUAAUCUGGUGCUCGUAUUAUUUCGUUUUCUUCCUUU
Cotesia glomerata is the source of this 6039-nucleotide messenger RNA. RefSeq names its product AF4/FMR2 family member lilli. The record is from RefSeq and is a predicted model, not a curated record. Gene Ontology annotation, cellular component: super elongation complex; nucleus. Lineage: Eukaryota; Metazoa; Arthropoda; Insecta; Hymenoptera; Braconidae. Gene Ontology annotation, biological process: regulation of gene expression.